UAUACCUACCAUGCCAAGCCUGGCUGUUCUGAGCCUCAGCCUGGCUGCUCUCCUGGGCCUUGGGAUGGGAGCCUCCUUGUGCCUGUCACAGCAAUUCAAGGCACAAGGGGACUACAUACUGGGUGGGCUAUUUCCCCUGGGCUCAACUGAGCAGGACACUCUCUACCAGAGAACACGACCCAAUGGCAUCCUGUGCACCAGGUUCUCACCCCUUGGUCUGUUCCUGGUCAUGGCUAUGAAGAUGGCUGUGGAGGAGAUCAACAAUGGAUCUGCCUUGCUCCCUGGGCUGCGCCUGGGCUAUGACUUAUUUGACACAUGCUCAGAGCCGGUGGUCACCAUGAAGCCCAGUCUCAUGUUCCUGGCAAAGGUGGGCAGUCAAAGCAUUGCUGCCUACUGCAACUACACACAGUACCAGCCCCGUGUGCUGGCUGUCAUUGGGCCCCACUCAUCAGAGCUUGCCCUAAUUACAGGCAAGUUCUUCAGCUUCUUCCUCAUGCCACAGGUCAGCUAUAGCGCCACCAUGGAUCGGCUAAGUGACCGGGAAACAUUUCCAUCCUUCUUCCGCACAGUGCCCAGUGACCGGGUGCAGCUGGAGGCUGUUGUGGCUCUGUUGCAGAAUUUCAGCUGGAACUGGGUAGCUGCCCUAGGUAGUGAUGAUGACUAUGGCCGGGAAGGUCUGAGCAUCUUUUCUGGCCUGGCCAAUGCACGAGGUAUCUGCAUUGCACAUGAGGGCCUGGUGCCACUGCAUGGCACCAGUAGCCAACAGCUUGGCAAGGUGGUGGACGUGUUACACCAAGUGAACCAAAGCAAAGUGCAAGUGGUGGUGCUGUUUGCCUCCUCCCGUGCUGUCUACUCCCUUUUUAACUAUAGCAUCCAUCAUGGCCUCUCACCCAAGGUAUGGGUGGCUAGUGAAUCCUGGCUGACCUCUGACCUGGUCAUGACACUACCCAAUGUUGCCCGUGUAGGCACUGUGCUUGGGUUUCUGCAGCGAGGUGCCCUGCUGCCUGAAUUCUCCCAUUAUGUGGAGACCCGCCUUGCCCUGGCUGCUGACCCAACAUUCUGUGCCUCACUGAAUGCUGAGUUGGACCUGGAAGAACAAGUGAUGGGGCAACGCUGUCCACAGUGUGACAACAUCAUGCUGCAGAAUCUGUCAUCUGGACUGAUGCAGAACCUAUCAGCUGGGCAGUUGCACCACCAGAUUUUUGCAACCUAUGCAGCUGUGUACAGUGUGGCCCAGGCUCUUCACAACACCCUACAGUGCAAUGUCUCAAGUUGCCCCACAGCAGAGCCUGUUCAAUCCUGGCAGCUCCUGGAGAACAUGUACAACAUGAGUUUCCAUGCUCGAGACUUGACACUGCAGUUUGAUGCUAAAGGGAAUGUAGACAUGGAGUAUGACCUGAAGAUGUGGGUGUGGCACAGCUCUACACCUGCAUUACAUACUGUGGGCACUUUCAACGGCACUCUUCAGCUGCAGCACUCCAAGAUGUACUGGCCAGGGAACCAGGUGCCAGUGUCCCAGUGCUCCAGGCAGUGCAAAGAUGGCCAGGUGCGCAGAGUAAAGGGCUUCCAUUCCUGCUGCUAUGACUGUGUGGACUGCAAGGCAGGCAGCUACCGGAAGCAUCCAGAUGAUUUCACCUGUACUCCAUGUAACCAUGACCAGUGGUCCCCAGAGAAAAGCACAAGCUGCUUGCCUCGCAGGCCUAAGUUCCUGGCCUGGGGAGAACCAGCUGUGCUCUCACUACUCCUGCUGCUUUGCCUGGUGCUAGGCCUAGCCCUGGCCUCCCUGGGGCUCUUUGUCCAUCACUGGGACAGCCCUCUUGUUCAGGCCUCAGGUGGGUCACUGUUCUGCUUUGGCCUGGUCUGCCUAGGCCUCUUCUGCCUCAGUGUCCUUCUGUUCCCAGGACGGCCAAGCUCUGCCAGCUGCCUUGCUCAACAGCCAUUGGCUCACCUUCCUCUCACAGGCUGCCUGAGCACACUCUUCCUGCAAGCAGCUGAAAUCUUCGUGGAGUCUGAGUUGCCACUGAGCUGGGCAAACUGGCUAUGUAGCUGCCUUCGGGGAUCCUGGGCUUGGCUGGUGGUCCUGCUGGCCAUUCUUGUGGAGGUAGCACUAUGCGCCUGGUACUUGACAGCUUUCCCACCAGAGGUGGUGACAGACUGGUGGGUGCUGCCCACAGAAGUACUGGAGCACUGCCGCAUGCGUUCCUGGGUCAGCCUAGGCUUGGUACACAUCACCAAUGCAACGCUGGCCUUCCUCUGCUUCCUGGGCACUUUCCUAGUACAGAGCCAGCCCGGUCGCUACAACCGUGCCCGUGGUCUCACCUUUGCCAUGCUAGCUUAUUUCAUCACCUGGGUCUCUUUUGUGCCCCUCCUGGCCAAUGUACAUGUGGCUUAUCAGCCAGCUGUGCAGAUGGGUGCCAUUCUACUCUGUGCCCUGGGCAUUCUGGCCACCUUCCACCUGCCCAAGUGCUAUGUGCUUCUGUGGCUGCCAAAGCUCAACACUCAGGAGUUCUUCCUGGGAGGGAGCCCCAAGGAAGCAGCAGAUGGGAACAACAGUGGGGGAGGGGUGGUAACAACACACAAUGAGUGACCCCUGACCCACUGAUUAGUGAUCCCUAACCCUAGUAGAGUCCUUCCAAGUCAACAACCCCCAGACUUGAGACUUGAGACACUUAACUAUAGACUGACUCCAAGUUAUCCACUGACCUUAGCUCCACAGUGACCCCCAGGCCUAUAAUGUGCAAAAUGGAUCCUAUGAUCCCACCUAUCCUUCAAAGGCAAGAUCAUCCUUGAUCCUUUUAUGCCCUACCUAAGGGCUUUCCAGGUGACUGGAAUCCAUUAUCUUAGAAAGUGGACCACAAAGUGUUCUUUGGGACUCCAUAGUCAUAUCUUGAAUUCAAGAAUGCCCUAGGCAGACCCUGGGAGAGCAGACGGUACUACUUGGCUGAACAUGCCCAGACUGGGCCCUCAGCACCCUGACCAGGCAUCCCAGAAAUAAAAGGCUGGGCAUAUGCAUGUACUGGGACAAAGUAAGAAAGCUAGCAGGCAGAGGGCACUCAAGAGGUAGGCAACAUCCAGCCUCCUUCUCCCUUCCUGGCCCAGCCCUAGCCUAUAGGAGAGAACCAAGUCACUGCUAGCACCUUGGACAGAGCAUAAGCAAGGGUAAGGGUCAGCACCAUAGCCAGCACCCCCCCCCCCAC
Molecule: messenger RNA, 3197 nt
Organism: Peromyscus eremicus (cactus mouse)
Lineage: Eukaryota; Metazoa; Chordata; Mammalia; Rodentia; Cricetidae
Gene: Tas1r3
Product: taste 1 receptor member 3
Exons: 6
Coding region: 11-2587 (858 amino acids)
Biological process (GO): sensory perception of umami taste; G protein-coupled receptor signaling pathway; sensory perception of sweet taste
Cellular component (GO): membrane
Molecular function (GO): G protein-coupled receptor activity; sweet taste receptor activity
Source: RefSeq, a predicted model, not a curated record